GAAGGGCGAGACCCAUGAUCGGGCGCAGUGGGUAGUUUCCGGGUUCGAGGCGGUACUGAAAGUUUUGAGGUGGCUCUUUGUUUUCCAGUUGUUUGGGGUGUAUUUCCUUGGUUAGCUGCUGAGAUGAAUCGCUUGUUCGGCAAAUCGAAGCCUAAGGCGCCACCUCCGAAUUUGACGGACUGUAUCGGCACGGUGGACAGCAGAGCAGAAUCGAUUGAUAAGAAAAUUUCUAGACUUGAUGCAGAACUGGUGAAAUAUAAAGAUCAAAUGAAGAAAAUGAGGGAGGGGCCUGCAAAGAACAUGGUAAAGCAGAAAGCCCUGAGAGUGUUAAAACAGAAGCGAAUGUAUGAAAACCAACGGGAUAAUCUUGCCCAACAGUCUUUCAAUAUGGAACAAGCCAACUAUACUAUCCAGUCCCUAAAAGAUACGAAAACAACGGUCGAUGCUAUGAAGCUAGGAGCGAAGGAAAUGAAAAAAGCUUACAAGCAAGUAAAAAUUGAUCAAAUUGAGGACUUGCAAGACCAAUUGGAAGAUAUGAUGGAAGAUGCUAGUGAAAUUCAGGAAGCAUUGGGUCGUAGUUAUGGAACCCCAGAGAUAGAUGAAGAUGACUUGGAGGCAGAGCUAGAAGCACUGGGUGAUGAACUUCUAGCUGAUGAAGACAGUUCCUAUCUUGAUGAAGCUGCAACUGUUCCAUCAAUUCCAGAGGGCAUGCCAACUGAAGCAAAAAACAAAGAUGGGGUACUGGUGGAUGAAUUUGGACUCCCACAGAUUCCUGCAACAUAAUUAUGAAGAUCAAAAGGAAUGCUGUUUUUCAUAUUAUAAAUUUCUGAAUAAAAACAAUUGAGGUGGCUGAGACCAUACUUCUGCAAUAUCACGUAACACCACUAUGUUAUGUAAUAAAGAAUGAAUGAGUGCUAAUUUUCUUUCUUAGAAAAUAUUAUAGCACUAAUUUUUUUAUUAAUAGCAAGAAAUUGACACUACUUUUUCCUUCUGUUUGAUCUAUUCAAAGUUCUAAAAUUUGGAUUUGUCAUUUGUGUAAAAGUAGUAUAUAAAAUAUUUAUAGCUUUUUGGUUAUAGCUUACUGUGCUUCUAUUUUUAAAAUUUGCCAUCAUGUUUAAGUGUAGGUGAUUGUGUUGUAUAAUCCAUUUUGACAUAAACUGGGUAUUACAAAGGGUAACUUGAUUUGAUUCUGUUUAUCAGAAAAGGCUAGAAUCUCUCUCUGUGGUGACAGAUGACUUUAGAUAAUAGCUUAUUUCAUACAUUAUAGUAGGCCAAAAUCAGGUAAAUUGCUUCAUUUAUUUAGAAAA
Molecule: messenger RNA, 1307 nt
Organism: Candoia aspera
Lineage: Eukaryota; Metazoa; Chordata; Lepidosauria; Squamata; Candoiidae
Gene: CHMP5
Product: charged multivesicular body protein 5
Exons: 8
Coding region: 124-783 (219 amino acids)
Biological process (GO): late endosome to vacuole transport via multivesicular body sorting pathway; vesicle budding from membrane
Cellular component (GO): multivesicular body
Source: RefSeq, a predicted model, not a curated record